AUGGAGGAGGUGUUGGCAGUCCUGGCCAGAAUGCAGCCAGAGCUCAUCUGUCCUGUCUGCCUGGAUUACCUCAAUAAUCCUGUCACCAUCGACUGCGGGCACAACUUCUGUGACUCCUGCAUCCGCAUGUCAUGGAAGGACCUGCAGGACACAUUCCCUUGUCCAGUCUGCCGGCAGCCCCGCCAGGAGAAGCGCGUCAGGGCCAACGCCCAGCUGGGAAGGCUGGUGGACCUGGCCCGGCUCCUCCACAGCUCCAGGAGCAGCGAGACGGUGCGGGGAGAGGAGCGCAGGUGUGAGGAGCACAAGCAGGUCUGUGAGGAUGACCCAGACCUAUGGUGUCCCGUGUGCGCCCAGAGUCCUGAUCUCCAGAGAUCUGUGGAGGAGGCCACAUCUUAUCACAGACAGAGGCUCAGCAGGUACAUCAAGUCCCUGAAGAAGCGGUUGGCAAAGGUGCAGAAGCUAGAAGCCACCCAUGAUAGAAAGAUCCUACAGCUGACACAGGAGGCCAGAAUGCAUAAGAGUCAGCUGGCCUCAGAAUUUGAGCUGCUCACCCAGUUUGUGGAGCGCGAACAAGAGGCCGCUCUCCGCAGGCUGGCAGCAGAAGACAAACGCCUGCAGCAGCAACACAGUGCCAACCUGGAGGCCUACUCAGAGCAUAAGUUGGAGCUGCAAGAGCUUCUCUGGGACAUGUCCGAGAGGAGCGUGAUGUCUGAGGAGAUGGUGCUGAGGGGCCUGAGGGGCCUGCAGCAGCGCUGGGAGAGCCUGGAGCCCCCGGCCGUGCAGCCCCUACUCUUCCGCCCGGCGGCCUACAGCCUCCCUCCGCUGUGCUCGGCGCUCAGCAGCGUCAUCCGGAAAUUCCGAGAGCACAUCAGCCUGGACCCCCGCACGGCCCACCCCAGCCUGCGCGUGUCUAAAGAUAAAAAGUCCGUGACCUGGGUGAAGAAUAGUUCCAACCCCGCUGGGAACCCCGGGCCCUGGGCAGAUGCCACCGAGCUGGUGGUGCUGGGCCGCGAGGCCUUCGCCUCUGGCCGCCACUACUGGCAGGUGCAGGUGGGCGCCAAGCCCGAGUGGGCCGUGGGCGUGUGCACCGUCGCCCCUUCGGCCCAGGCCCCGCGGGCGCAGCCGGCCCCCAAGAGAUGCUGGACGCUGCAGCGGCAGGACGGCGACUACCUGGCCGUGGGCGCGGGGGUCGUGCCUCUGGCCCUCGGGGACCCGCCCGCGGCCCUCGGCGUGUACCUGGACUGGGAGCUGGGCCAGCUUUCCUUCUACAACGCCGCCGACAGGGCUCACCUGCACUCGUUCACCGAGCACUUUGCUCAGGAGCUCAAGCCGUACUUCCGCGUGGGGCCCGACUGCGCUCCUCUCUCGGUGGGUGCGGGGAGGGCUUAG
Messenger RNA from Sorex araneus (European shrew), 1389 nucleotides. RefSeq names its product tripartite motif-containing protein 75-like. The coding region runs from base 1 to 1389 and encodes 462 amino acids. Gene Ontology annotation, molecular function: protein binding. NCBI's taxonomy places the organism in Eukaryota, Metazoa, Chordata, Mammalia, Eulipotyphla, Soricidae. The record is from RefSeq and is a predicted model, not a curated record. The transcript has a single exon.